Messenger RNA from Cydia strobilella, 4193 nucleotides. RefSeq names its product protein FAM107B. The record is from RefSeq and is a predicted model, not a curated record. Lineage: Eukaryota; Metazoa; Arthropoda; Insecta; Lepidoptera; Tortricidae. The transcript is spliced from 4 exons. Bases 260 to 619 code for a protein of 119 amino acids.
CACUUCAAUCAGACGCGGAAUGGAUUUGUAGACGGGGAGUCGCUGAAUCUAUGUGCGCAUCGCGUGACAAAAAUCGCCGUGUUUUUACAUAACACAAUAGCCGGUCGCUCUCACGUGUUUAUAUCAAAAAUAUUGUGGUAGAUCGCGACUAAUCAACUGACGUGUACGCCACUUCAAUUAUUCUGUCGUAUCUCGGAGCGCGUUGAUCGCGUCCGGCAGCGUGGGGCUGGUCCCCAUCGGAGCCCUGGGAGCGGACGACAUGGUACAGGAGGGGGAGGGGGCCGCGGGCGCGCUCAUCGCCCCGCGCCGCCUGCCCAACCCCUGCCUCAAUAGCCCGCAGAGGAUGGACCUGCAUCGGGAGCUGUUGUUCAACCAGAAGAUAGGCAAGAACGUCUUGAACCAGAAGAGCGAACUACAAAAGGCGCUUUCAAAACACAAAGAAAAGCAGAUUUUGAAUCAAGUUAAGGAACACAAGGAAACGCCAGAACUAGAGCGAGCCAUAGCGGAGCGCGCGCGGCGGCUGGAGGCGGCGGCGCCGGCGCCGGCGCCGGACCCGGCCGCCUGCGCCGCGCUGCAGGAGCUGCGCGCGCGCCUGCGCCCCGCCGCGCACGAGACGUAGUUCGCCCGCAUCCAGCUAGGUGCCGCUCCUCACCACUAACAAUCUAUUCAUUUCGUGACUUUAGAAAUCAUUUGACCUGACGAAAACAAUUUAACCGAUACGAUAUCGGGUCGGCGGGCCAAAAUUAAAUUCUAACUUGAAUUUGUAUCGACUGGCUAAAUCGACACCAUUCGAACCUUGAAAGUUGAAGGGUUCAAUCGUGACCAUGUUUCAAAUGCCGCUCCUAAACUGCCAAAUUCUCUUUUUACUAAGCUUAUAUUUUGAUUUUUUUUGACACCAGACAGGAGGUUCCUUUCAAAGCUAAAUAAAUAGAAAUAAAAAUAGAUUUGUCAUACACCCGAUAUAAAAACAAAACAUAGGGAAUGUGACACUUUGAGAACAUGAUAAUUAAACCGUCAAUGCCUAAUUGUAAUAAUAUAAAUGUGGGAGGUGCAAUAUUGCUACUAAUUUUAUGGAAAUUGCUUGUGGCUCGUCUUGUGGAUAACAAAAAAAAAUACCGAGAAGAACUAUACAUAUUUCUGCAGGCCUUACACAGGAGCAGCGCGGCAGUAUCUCGCCCGAGAGAUAGACUACCCGUCCCUCUCUAAUUAAUACAGUAAAAAAAAAAAAACGGGUAGUCCAUCUCGCAGGCGAGCUACUGACGCGCUCCUGUACUGUAUCGGCAUCUAGUAUACUUUGUAGAUCAACCCCUUAUCUAAUUACAUGAUGUUAAUAUUCAUGCUUAGCAGUCAUCAGUAUUCAAUUGCCUUAAGAUUAAUAUUUACGAGUAAUAUGGCUAAAUCAUUACAUUUUUGACUAAGAUUGAAUAUUGACAUAACUAAUUUCCAAUUUCACGUUGAAUAUUACAUAAAAAAAUCUCUCUCUUCUAAUAAAUUCUGUAGUGAGUGGACAUAAAAAAAAAUAGUUGGUAUACAAAAUUGCCGGUUUAUAUCCUGUAUUCAAAUUCAUUGAAAAAUAUAAUUGAGCAUCAUUUUAUCUUGGAAGUAAUUUAAUAUGUAUUAUGAGUAACGAGUAGAAUUAAAAUUAUAGCCAUGUUCUUUGUAGCCAUAAUUUAAGAUUCUGUAGACUAUAAAAUACUUGACGAAUAAUGGAAAUGAAAAUAAAGUCGAUAUCAAGUGAGACUGCUCGCGACAUCUAGUAAGGGCUUUCAGUAACUCGAGCCCCUGUUUGAGUUGGGUGAAGGAAAAACUUCGGGCAUAACUUUAAUUUGAAGGGUUAUUAAAGUAUAAUAAUAUUGUUGGUUGAAUGAGUGAUGCUAUAGCGGGUGUUUUGAUUAUAUAAAUAGCAUGAGCAAAUACUGGUGAUGUGUGCAGUGUGCUUUGAAUGCGAGUUUUAGUUUUAAGGCUAAUGGUUAACCUGUCGUACAGGUAUUUGGGAUUCACUUUGAGUGUCACAAAUGUAGCGUUGCGUUCAUGGCAUUUUGAUUUCACUAUGUGCAUCGGUAAAAGUUGCUUUAAUGGCUACUUAGGUGUGAAUAUUAGGCGCUUUAAUCGUCGUUCGUAUUACUAAAGCUGGCAAUACACACUAGGGUAUGCCUGCGCAGUUUUGCCAACUGCACCGGUGAAACGUAGCGUACCUAUGUAGCAUUCGACUGUGCAGUUUUCUAACCAGCUUCGACUGUGCAGUUGAACUGUACAGGCAAAACUGCGCAGGCGUGCCCUAGUGUGUACGGCCAGCUUAACUGUAUCAACGAUGGCGGAAUCGUCGGAAUAAUGACCCCAUAAAUUAUUUAUCUUCAGGACAGGAACUAUUAUUUUGUUACCGUAUAUUAAGUGCACUAUUAUUUCGGUUCGAUACUACGUAUACUUAUAAUUAUCGUCUCGAACAAACGACUGAGAAGGGACUGCAUGAGGUAUCUAAUAAUAAUAAGGGUAACGUCGACUUGUAACCAAGAGAAUGAAAUAUUUUUCUAAACUUUUUAAUGUCACAAACCUAACAUUUUGUCGUCGUAGAGUUCAUUUAUAAGCAUUUACUGUUCUCGUUGACUCCUUACUUGUCUAUCAAAGUAACCAUGUUUAGGCAUAGGUACAUGUGUAUCGAGGUAAUUGUGUAAUAUUAACUAUUUUAUUACAUACUUAUAUAGAGAGUAGGUAAAUGUUGAAAAUAAUAUAGAAUGUAUUAUUAGUGAAAAUAACUCGUAAGCGUGAUUUAAAUGUAAUAAAUUAUUUUAAUUACAAUAUAGAAUUCUUAUGAAUUGUAGAAUCAACGAUAUUAUAUUCAGAAACAAACCCAUAGAGACUUAGAGCUAGUUUAUUUACUGAUAAAUAUAGCACAAGUAUCCGACUUCUAUGAACUUAUCAAGUGCACCAAUAAAUACCUAUAGAUGACCAGUACGUUUGAAUGUGUUCAUAAAAGUGAUAGAUGAUAAUAUUUUUGUAUACUUCAUUAUUCCGUAGACUACAGUAUGUCUGCAGAAUUGAAUUUUUAUAAUGGUUGGUUUGUUUGGUUACCCUAGUUCUACGCUUUUUCAGUGUUGACUACCUAACUAAAUGUAUCAAAUCAAAUACAAAUCAAAAAUCCCAUCAAAGAGCGUUUUUACAUUGUUCGAUCGGCGCAGUCUUUAGCGGUCACGCACACUACAGCAAGCAUUAUGCCUACACAUACACACACCAACAAAUAUAAUCGGUCCGACCGAUGACGGGGGGCUCAGUUAGGCUGAAUUUAUCGGAAGCGCCUUUCCGAUAUCGGAUGUCGGAACGCCUAUGACAAAAACAGCUGCAGGAGAGUCGCCAUUGGCAUUAGGUGCCUUUUUUGCGUAAUUUAUCGUUAUUUAGUAAUAAUGAUCUAUUAAAUGCAUAAAUAAAUACAGAGAAGCACAUAUAUCUUACAUUUUACUCCCUUCCGAGUCUUCCGACGUCCGAUAUCGGAUCGGACUAUGUGAAAAACGCUCUAAAGAGUUGCUCCAAAAUCAUGGUACCAAAUCUUUAUGUAUGUCUAUUCAAGUUGGUUUAGGACGUGUAACGAAUCUCUGGAUAAUUACUAUAUUAUAACAUAACCACAUUCUACCUUUUAUAUGCUAUGCAGUGUCCUGAAAAUAUAAAAUUUAACUUCAUUUUUGUUGCUCUCCAAAUAAAUGUACACAAAUGUAAAACAGUUCAAAUUAUGACCAUUACCAGCCCACUAAAAGGUCUAAUUUCAAAAAUAUUGGGUUCUCUCCAUUGUGCCUAUUAUAUAUAUACAUAUACGUAGUUGUUAUUUACUUUCAGAGUAUUAAUUAUUUAUAUCAUAUUAAGGUAGGGAUAUUAUGAAGGAUGAGAAUUCUCGAAAAGCUACGAAAUUUUAAUACCAUUCCACUUGUUAUUCUUUCACUACAAUGUUUUUUUAUUAUUGGGAGCUGCUUUUUCUAUGUUAAGUGUUAAGUUGUUUGUGUCCUAGUACAAAGUCUUCAGUGAAGGGCUAUUGUUUACCUGAGCUUGUGCAAGCAACGUGGCCAUUUUAUUUGAAUAAUUUAAUGUGAAACUGAACUAUAGUAUUAAGUGAGUUACUCUUCGUAAUGGCAGACAACGUUUUCACAAUGAAAACUGUAUUAAGAAUUCAAUAAUUUCUAUAGACAAAUAAACGUGUUUUAGCAAAA